Symbiodinium pilosum is the source of this 1395-nucleotide messenger RNA. NCBI's taxonomy places the organism in Eukaryota, Dinophyceae, Suessiales, Symbiodiniaceae. The record is from the annotation of a GenBank genome assembly.
AUGGGCUGUUGCAGUGCCCGGGCACCCUCUGAGCUUGAGUUGGCGCAAAGCAGGUUGAACGUCCCCUCCGCUGGCAGCAGGUAUUUGCUCGGUAGUGCCUCGCCACUAUUCAAAUCACCAAGAAGCACGGCGGAAAGGUUGGUGACUCUGGAGCCUGGAGCAGCCUUUUGCAUCAUUAGCGAUGCUGGAGGAGGCUUUUUCCAGAUUGUGCCUGAUAAAGUUGAUUCCGGGGUCGGCUAUCUGAAGCUGGACGCCAAGCUGGCUGCCGCAGGGGCUUUGAGGCGCUUGCCGAGCUCGAGGGUGGUCCCUGGAAGAUAUCUCUUGAAAGAAGCGUGCACCCUGCGUGAGGGACCUUCCUCACAGAGCCAGGAGCUUGUCGAGGUUGGCCCCUGUGAGAGGUCAAGCCAUGAUCAGCUUCAGUCUCGACAGGUGAUGGCAGGACAGGAAGUCUUGCUCUUUGAGUUGGCCUGCCAUCCACGAGCCAGUGGCAAGUGCCAAGUCCACGCACGAGUGAAAACCCAAGGCCGGCGCAUUGGCUGGAUGCCGUUCAAUGACGAAGAGAUUUCCAAAUUGGGAGCAAUCAACUUGUUGGGUCCAGAUGUGGCGACAAUUGGGAAAGCGGCUUCGGAAGGUUUGACUUCUGGUCGUGCUCCGUGGCAGGUUGGCCAGUUCUAUCGGACUUUGAAAGAGCAGCCCCUUCUGGAAGAGCCGGUCAAAGCUGCUUCGCCGAAGGAGCUUGGCAGAGUCCCAGGUGGAUCGCUUGUUCAGAUCCAGAAGGCCGCUGACACAUCGACUCCAGAAUUGGGCCGAAAGCUGUGGCUUUGCAUUAGUGUGGCAGAUGGCAAAAUGUCGGGAAGUCACGGUUGGCUGCAGUCUAUGGAAGGCAGCGAAUAUUUGAUCGACAUCCGAGCGCAAUGGAGUGAGGAAAAGCUUGUUAUUGAAGAGUUGCUGGCGGCCGAGUUGGCGCCCAUGUCUGCCUUGCGAACGACAAAAAUUGGCAAGGUUUCUGGUGAACGGGCUUCGCAACCCCCGCUGGAGGUAUUGGGAAUGGAUGCGCAAGCUGACAGCCAGCCAGAACACGAGCUCGAGGGCCACGAUCGAGACAUCGCCUGUGGUUUCUGCACAUGCCGAUUGCUGCCAAUCGGGAGGUUGCAUCCGACAGUUCGCCGUGACCAUGAUGCUGGCCUGCCUCCUGCACCCGCUGACUCAAAGGCGCUUUCAACCCAAGAUCUGCGGCGUUGGUUGACCAGCGUCUACUCGCGCUUCAACCCAAACCUGCUUCCUCGCGUGCCAGAAUUCAUGGAGAAGUACCAAGGCAAAGAACCUGAGCUCGUGGAAAGUGUUUGUGGGAAAUACCGUGUUGCUGCUCCCCCGGGAUGGUGCAAGACAGGCUAA